Molecule: messenger RNA, 2099 nt
Organism: Centruroides sculpturatus (bark scorpion)
Lineage: Eukaryota; Metazoa; Arthropoda; Arachnida; Scorpiones; Buthidae
Gene: Ndf
Product: putative oxidoreductase GLYR1 homolog
Exons: 9
Coding region: 1-1131 (376 amino acids)
Molecular function (GO): oxidoreductase activity, acting on the CH-OH group of donors, NAD or NADP as acceptor; NADP binding; NAD binding
Source: RefSeq, a predicted model, not a curated record
AUGAAUAAAUUAAUGUUUUUGACUUCUUUUCAUAAGUCUGCAUCAGGUUUAAGAAGAUUUGAACUUAAAGUUGUUAAACCUGAUGAUGAAACAAAUUUAUCUUAUGGACCAGCUGCUGUAAAAAGAACAUCUUCAGAUAGUAGCAGCACAAGUUCACUUACAAACAAACGUCCUAGACCAACUGACAAAGUUGUUGGAGCAUCAAAUUUAGCAUCAUCCAUUUAUACAUUUACAGAAGCUUCAAGUUCAGCGGGAGCUGAUCAUUCUCAUCAUUCUUAUGUCAACUCAUCACCCAGUAAAUCAUCAGGACUUUUAGUUAGACCAGCAUACGUUCCCAGACCUAAUUCUGUAGUAAACAUUUACCGAUUAGAAGUGUGUAGAGAUUUCGUGAAAGCGGGGGCAGUUAAAGGACAAACUCCAGCAGAUGUAGUGGCUGCUGCCGAUAUCACGUUUUGUUGUGUAUCAGAUCCCCAGGCUGCUAAAGAGAUGGUGUUUGGUAAUUGUGGAGUUCUUCAAGAGAUUCGUACAAAAAAAGGAUAUGUAGAAAUGACUUCUAUAGAUCCAGAAACAUCUCAAGAUAUUGCUGAAGCAAUUUUAACAAGAGGUGGUAGAUAUCUUGAAGCUUCUCUCUCUGGAUCAAAAGUUCCUGCAGAAGAAGGAGCAUUAAUAAUUCUUGCAGCUGGAGAAAGAUCACUUUUUAAUGAUUGUGCUACAUGCUUUCAGGCAAUGGGAAAGCAUGCCUUUUAUCUUGGUGAAGUUGGAAAUGGUUCCAAAAUGAAUUUGAUUAUCAAUAUGGUUUUGGGAACUGCUCUAGCUGGUCUGGCUGAAGCAAUGGCUUUGGCCGAUCGUGCAGGCUUGUCACAAAGAGAUCUCUUGGAAAUCAUGGAACUGGGCUCACUGAAUUGUCCUGCCAUCAUUGAAAAGGGAAAAGCGAUAAUCGAAGGAACAUUUCCCACCAACAUGCCACUUCAGCAUAUGCAAAAAGAUUUAAGUUUGGCACUGGGUCUGGGCGAUCAAUUAGAACAACCUUUACCUCUGACCGCAGCAGCAAACGAAGUAUACAAACACGCCAAACGUUUAAGCUAUGGCGAACACGACGUCUCCUCGGUGUACCUGCGAGCCCGAUUCUGAUGCCUUCCAACGAUCUGUUUCGAAAUCAGCCAUUUAUCUUAUCUAACAAAACUUGUGUAAGAGUGACGACACCACGUGGUCAAACCGGAGGCUGUUGUGUCUUGCCUUACACAUCCGGAUAAAAGUUACAGGCUCCGAGAAUGGCACACACAUUUGGACUGUUAAGAAAACAAAAAAAAAGAAAGAAAAUACUUCAAAAAAAUAACCAUAUGAUAAACAACUCCCAAUUUUAUUUCUUAUUUACCUGUGCCUGAUAUCACCCGAUGAUCAUCAUACAAUUUUUUUUAAUUAAUUCUAAAAAACCCUUCUCAUUUGAUGCACACGAAAAGUUGAAUCUAAGGGAGGGAGAUUUUUUCAUUGACGAUUCAAAUUUCGCUUCCCGCACACAUGAACACACACCACAAUUCAUAACAGAAAUUUAAACUUUCAUAAAAAAAAAGAAGAAGAAGAAAAAAAUGCAUCUCAUUAGACAUUUUCAUAAAACAUUAGGGAAAAAUUCGUAUAUAAUUUUCAAACAUAGAGGAAAAAAGAUGUAUAUUUAAUAGCUAAAUGGGGAGAAACUAUUUGAUGAUGAUGCGAAAUUCAUUUGCAGUUCAUACUCUUUUUAUCUAUUAAUAUACAAUUCAUUGCAUUGUGUAACCAUUUAAAAAGAUCAGUAAAAUUAUGGAAAUUCCUUGGAAUUUUUAGAUAAUUUUAAGGAAAUCAGCAGAUAAGAUUUUUAUUCUUUAGAAGUGAUUAAUUCCGAAAAAAGAGCUUUAUUUAGUGAACGUUACGUUUGUCAUCCCGUCGUCCGUGUCGACCAAACAUGAGAUGUGUAUCAUUUUAAUUCAUCCAAAGCACAUCAAUUUUUCUCAGUCAUUAAACUUGAGAAAAAACAGUUGUAUCGUGUGCUGUCAUCCGCCUAUAUCUUUUGUAUACCUUAAAAAUCUCUGUAUCUCAAUAAAAAAAAACAAAGAUAAUUAUUAUAA